Molecule: messenger RNA, 4199 nt
Organism: Xyrauchen texanus (razorback sucker)
Lineage: Eukaryota; Metazoa; Chordata; Actinopteri; Cypriniformes; Catostomidae
Product: inositol-trisphosphate 3-kinase C-like
Exons: 7
Coding region: 1-1905 (634 amino acids)
Biological process (GO): inositol phosphate biosynthetic process
Cellular component (GO): nucleus; cytoplasm
Molecular function (GO): inositol tetrakisphosphate kinase activity; inositol-1,4,5-trisphosphate 3-kinase activity
Source: RefSeq, a predicted model, not a curated record
AUGGGCCAAUCACUCUCUUUCAGCUGUGGUAGCGCUUCACAUUGCACAGUGAGCGCCAUACGAGAGCGCAUUCGAGGAGUUGUUUGUGUGGAACAUACCGGUGACCGGUUUGACGAGAAUCCGAUGAAAACUAAGGCGCUGCAAAGCGUUCAGACGUGCUGGCAGGACAAUUUUAAAGUAGGGAAAUCUCGCGUAAGUGUUCAUGAGCCAAAAAGACUGAACAGAGAGUUUUUAAACAAGCGUUCUACCGGUAAUCAACAUGUGUCCGAAAACUUGAUAAUUUCGAGAUGGGAGACGGACUUCUCUAUCGAUGCGAGCUUCGGUUCCGUCUCGGAUUCCCGAAGAGGAGAGAAAGGAGUGCCACAGGAAAACCAUGAGUGUGGCGUCUCGCGGUGGGACAUGGAAACAGUGUUGCAAGGAGAUGCCGUGACUUCAGGCACAGUUGCGGAGGAACGUCUGACCCAGUGUCUGAACACACCCGACUUUCUGGUAGAGCAGACUACAAACGCUUGCGUGUUCAGUUGCUCGUCUCCAUUAGCCAAAGAAAUGACCAAAAAGCUGAAAACAUCUCUGCAAGAAUGCCGGUGUGGCACCUAUACACACAGGGAAGAGGAGCAACCCACUCCUCCUGAACAAACCUCAAGCCCCUUCACUGGGACUAUUCCUAAACUAAUUGUCACUUCUGAUGAGUUCGCUCCUGGCCAAGACGGCGCACACAGCCCGCAUAUUAGGGAUUUGACGCUCUCUAUGGGUGGGUUUUCACUGGACCUGCAUACCGAUGAUGACUCGCCCUGCUCGGACAGUGGCUGUGGCGCUUCCCCGUCGCCCUAUUUGCUCCACCGAAAACUAUCCAGCUCCUCUUCUGCUGGAUUAUCAUCUGCUUCAUCGUUUGAGGAGUCGGAGGAUGAUUUCACAGGCAGUGACAUUGAGCCCACCAGUCUGUCCCCCAGUAUGUGCAGCAUGUUUGGGAGUCCUGAUGACUUGGCAGGGACUAAAUCGUGGAGGAAGUUAAAAACCAUGGUGCACUGCUCACCAUUUGUGGUUUCCUUUACAAAACGAUAUCCCUGGGUUCAGCUGGCUGGCCAUGCAGGUAGUUUUCAGGCAGGAGAAUACGGGAAACUAUUGAAGAAGUAUUGUGAAUGUGAGCAUCAGUGUCUUCAGAAGCUGAUGAAUGACCAACUCUGUCCAUUUGUGCCUGGUUACCAUGGUGUUGUUCAGCGGAAUGACCAGGAUUACAACCUGAUGGACGAUCUGCUGGCUGACUUCAACUCUCCUUCAAUCAUGGAUUGCAAGAUGGGAAGCAGGACAUACCUGGAAGAAGAGCUGGUGAAGGCACGUGAGCGUCCUCGGCUGAGGAAAGACAUGUAUGAGAAAAUGGUGGCUGUGGACCCAGGAGCGCCCAGUCCAGAGGAGAGAGCCCAGCAGGCUGUGCUCAAACCCCGCUACAUGCAGUGGAGAGAGACUCUGAGUUCAACCGCAACCCUUGGCUUUCGAAUAGAAGGCAUCAAGAAAUCAGAUGGUACAUGCAACACCAACUUUAAAAAAACCAAACAUAAGGAGCAUGUGAUGAAGGCCUUGGAUGACUUUGUGGAUGGCAACUCACAGUUACUGAGGAGUUACCUGCAGAGACUGGAGGAAUUGCGCAGCACUCUGGAGACCUCUGAAUUCUUCAGGACACAUGAGGUGGUUGGGAGUUCUUUGCUUUUUGUGCAUGAUGCUUCAGGUCUGGCCCGAGUCUGGAUGAUUGACUUUGGUAAAACAGUCCCACUGCCACCUCCCCAAACCCUAGACCAUCGCACGCCCUGGGCCGAAGGAAACCGGGAGGAUGGGUACCUGUGGGGUCUGGACAACUUAAUUCAGAUCUUUGGUGACCUGCUUCAUGACACUGCCUCUCCCCUACCCUGAUGGAUAAAGUGAACCUUCUCCAGCCCUUAAGAUCACGUGGAGGAACACGUUGAUCGAGAGAUGGUUCCUUCUCAAUGAAUGCACAAAGUCGUAAGGCCUAAGGUGACAGUGCUUUUUUUUCUGUGUGUUGUGAGAACAAAUCCUAAAUGGGUGCAAAAGCUGGAGGUGUCGACCAACUUUUGGAAUUCGGUGGUCAGCAAGUUCACGUUCUGGAUUCUUCUCUUGCACGUGUGGCCGUGUAUAUGCACAAAAACUCCUUGACAGUCAAAAUGCACUGAUACUGAACCAAAACAGUUGGUUGGAUGAGAAAUCAAUGUGUGGGUUCUGUGUAUAAUUUUUCUUUUUUUAACUUUUUUUUAUUAGUACUGAGAUUAACGUCUUUUGUAGUGGAGUGGCAAUGGAGAACUGUUUUAGGACACACCCAUGCUUGUUGUUUUAAGAAUAUUUGCAAAGUUCACUUUCUUCAUUUCCCCUAAAGGUUUGUUUAUAACACUACUGGAAAUGCGCUUUGCUCAGUUUAUUUUCAUUUUUCUUUAAAAAUUAUUUCUGGGUUUCCACGAUUGUGCAAAUAAUACUUAUUUAAUUACAUUGAAACUGCAGGGUUUUCUGUGAUGUUAAGACAAAUGCUAUAUAACUCCUGUUUUAAUUGUUUGAUUCCCAUUGUGUCUAACUUAGUACCUCAUUUACUUUAGAAAGAUGGUAUCUAAAUGAUGCAAAUAACAGUUUUAGGGCCAAAUUAAAGGGAGGUAACACAUGCCAUUUUCAGAAGCCUUCUGUUUCCAGUGUGGCUUGUCACUUGUCCUCUUUUACCUAUGAUUAAUUUGAUAUAUACAUUUUUGUUGAUACUAUGAUGGAUGAUAUUUCCAUGACAUGAGUCCUAUGGACCUAGAAUGUUAAAAUUUUGCAAACUUUUAACUGGUCUAUAUUAGCUGUCCAAACAUUACUAAUGUCACUCUAGUUCAGAAUGUAAAACUAACAAACGUUGAAACUGAUUUUGAAUUUUUACAAAUAUUCUUGGACUACCCCCAAGUGCUUUGCCCAUGACAAUGAAAUCGAGAGAACUUCACCAAGAUUGUAUUAGUCUAUUUACUAAGUACAAAGAACAGUGUUGGAGUUUUUAAAACUAGCCAAAGUAACAAAGAUGCAUAACAAGCUAACAAGUAUGGUUGAGCUCAUUAACAAUCUACAAUUCCGUGUGCUUUAGUGGAAUAGUUAAAUUUAUGUUUGUAUACACUUGGGUAAUUAUUGUAUUUUUUUUUAUAUCUCUGUGACUGACUGUUUGUAGUGUUAGCUUUGCACAGUUUGUCAUGCAAUUUUCUGAAAAUUGGGCUUUCAGUGGUUAACCCUCUUUAUCUGCACCACCAACCAUUAGAAGCCUUCAUUUUUAUAAAUCAUUUUCUUAGCUUUUAGUAGAACACAAAACCAGACUGUACUCUGAUCAUCAUAGCAGAUGCUCCUGGACUACAGCUUGAUUUUCUUCAUUACAUCAGAAAUAUCACUUCAUUUGCAUGAAGAACAAAUCUUACAGGUUUUGUAGGUUGAUCUCUGAAACUAUCUGGUGGAAAAUUGCUCCGUGAACCAUAUCAGUUGAUACAAAUUGUGGCCCCUGAUGUCAUCCACAUGCGUUCUCAAAUUAGAUGCUGUGGUCAAUGUGAUGGAAAAAAAAAAUCUUUUUCCAUCAGCACUUCCUUUUUGCCUCAUGCCACAAGCUGUUACACAGAUAUAUCUGAUUUCAGAGAUGGACAGAAGAUAAUAUCCUCUUGCACAAUGCCACAAACAUUCCUAAAGUUAUUAACUCACCUCAACUAUAGACAUUUGUUUAUAGACUAAUGUUCUACCACUAUUUGUUUUUCCUUGAUAUUUAUAGUUUCACUGGUUGUAGUUAUUUGGACUUGCAGUGUACAGGAGAAGGCCGUCUGUCUGUCUGUCUGUUGGUUUGUCUGUCAACAAUCCAGUAUAUUCAUGGACUGUAGAGACCGUGCUCAUUAUCAAACAUUCCUUUCCGAGAUCCAUUGCCUUGUUUACAGAUAAUGUUAAGUAUUAUGCAUUGUUCAAAUUGUUAAAUCUUGUUUCGUACUACCGGACUGCAUGUUGAGGUGGAUGUUUUUUUUAUGUGGGGAAGAGAACUGGCUAGUGUGUUGACUUUGUGGGUUGUCUCUGCCUAUUUUGUACAGAGUGAGACACAUUUUUAAUUGUAAUAGACUUAUUUGUCCUUUUAAUGCAUGUAGUUAUGAAAUCCAAUAAACUGGAACUAUUAUUGUUUUGUUAUGCUCUUUUCUUGAUUCAACCUUACU